AACAUUAUCAGUUAUAUAAUCUGUCCCCACAGAAUAAAUGCUCUCUGUUUAGAAUUCUGCCACAAACUCUCUGUCCAUGUCUAACGACUUAGGAUUUACUAGAAAAACAUAUUGUUGGAGGAUUAUGAGGCUUCUUUCCGUCGUCUGGCAGCCAGACCGUUUGCUGUUAUGUUAUAUUUGGGUAAGUGAGAUUUAACUCCGCAUCACUGUCGGAUGAAUGAACAGUCCGUUUGCAUUCUCAGCUCGCGCACCAGUGGAGCAAGUCUUUACGCACGAGGCAUCAUUGGCUGAGACACUGCGCGUGUCACAGACAGAACGACGAACCGGCGAGCAGCCUGAACGCAGUCGGUUUGCGCGUUUCGGUGAUUCUCUUGUGUCUGACUGUGAAUUUGUGGCGAUCGCUGCUGGAGCUGUUCACGGUGCUGAAACAUGAACCAAAGCGCAGGAGCGGCGCAGCACGGGCGGAGAUACUCAAUAGACGAAAAGGACAUUGGACCCAUUGGACCAGAUAGAAACUGGAAGGGCAUCGGCAUCUCUCUGCUAGUUAUUUUGGUGGUGCUCUCACUCAUUGGACUCUCCAUUAUUCUGCUGUCUAAAGAUGACGCUGGUAAACCUCCUGGUUCACAGUUGAUGUUAGACGACCUGUUUCACAGAGACUUCCAGGUGCAUGACACUGAUGCAAAGUGGAUCAGUGGGGGAGAAAUCAUUUAUCAGAACUGCGAUGGAGACGUUUUCAAAGUCAACACACAAACUAAUGAAACAGAUCUCCUGCUGAAAAACAACACUUUUGCAACAUUUAAGGCCUCAAAAUUUGCAGUUUCUCCAGACAUGAACUUUGUUCUUCUGGGAUAUGAUGUCAAGCAGAUCUAUCAGCACUCUUACCUGGCAUCGUACCUGAUUUACAACCUUUACACAAGAGAGGUGAAAGAGCUGAACCCUCCAGAGGUGUCAGACUCCAUCCUGCAGUUUGCUUCAUGGGGCAUUCGCGGCCAGCAGCUGAUGUAUAUAUUUGAAAACAACAUUUACUAUCAAACAGACAUCCAGAGCAGCUCCUGGAGGCUCACGUCUUCUGGACAGGAGGGGAUUGUCUUCAAUGGUAUUGCAGACUGGUUGUAUGAGGAGGAGGUGUUGCACACUCAGGUUGCCCACUGGUGGUCACCUGAUGGCUCCAGACUGGCCUACCUCACCAUCAAUGACUCCCUGGUCCCCAACAUGCUCCUGCCCCGGUUCACAGGAUCUCUCUACCCUCGAGGAAAACAGUACCCUUACCCUAAGAUGGGUCAGACCAACCCCUCUGUCAGCCUCCAAGUUGUCACUCUGGAUGGCAGUUCUAUAACCACUGAACAAAAGCCUCCAGAUAGUUUUGAAAAGAGCCAGUACUACGUGACAAUGGUGACAUGGGUGUCACCAGAAAGGCUAAGCGUGCGUUGGGUGAACCGGGCUCAGAACAUAUCGAUCCUGUCACUGUGUGAUGUCACCACAGGUGACUGUAUCAAGAAACAUGUUAUGACAUCAGAGAAGUGGCUCGAGCAUCAGAAUGAGAAGCCACUGUUUUCAAAGGACUACACGACGUUCUUCAUCACCAUGCCAUUAAAACAAGGCGGCUAUGGGAUGUUCAACCACAUCACCAUGAUCCAAUCUGAUGAUCAGGGUCAAGAGGUCAACCUCAGGCACCUGACCUCAGGAAGCUGGGAAGUCACUCAGAUUCUGGCCAAUGACGAAAGCACACACUCAGUAUAUUUCCUGAGCACAGAGGAAGGUUCAACACAACGGCAGCUAUACAGGGUCUCCACUCUGGAUCCAUUUUAUAAAGAAUGCCUGACCUGCUCCCUCUUCAGGUCAGAAUGCACCUACUAUGAUGCUGUCCUCAGCCCUGACUACCAACAUGUUCUUCUCAAAUGCAGAGGUCCUGGAAUUCCCCAGACUACUCUUCACAGACUAAAUGAUAUGAGCAAGCACAAAAUUCUUGAGAGUAACACAGUUUUAAAUCAAGCACUGAAGAGCAGGAGAAUUCCCAGAAAGCAAAGAAGAGUCAUACAAAUCAACAAAUUUGAACUACUAUUGGAGCUAAUAGUCCCAAUAGAUUUGGAUGAAGAAAAGCAGUACCCACUGUUACUCAUUCUUGACAGCGCUCCUGGUGGCCAGGCUGUGACCGACUGCUUCUCUCUUAGCUGGGACUCUGUCCUGGUCAGUUCUGACAACAUCAUCGUGGCUCGUCUGGACGGCCGGGGCAGCAGCUUUCAGGGCCAGAGAAUCCAACAGGAGGUUCACCAGAGGCUGGGGACGGUUGACGUUCAGGACCAGAUCACAGUUAUAGAGCAUCUGAUAAGACUACCCUAUGUUGACGGCAGCAAAGUGGGAGUUUAUGGGAAGGCGUACGGAGGGUUUCUCUCGUCAAUCAUGAUCCUCUCCCACAGCUCCUUGUUUGAGUGCGGCAUCGCUGUGGCUCCUAUAACAAACUGGAGACUCUAUGGGUCAGCCGUUGCUGAGAAAUAUUUUGGAUACCCAGUGAAAGAGGAUCACAAAUACCAGAUUUCCAGUCUGCUCGGUAACAUCACAGCACUGAGUUCACAGAGCUUCCUCAUUAUACACGGCACAGCAGAUGCUUCUGUCCAUUUCCAACAUACAGCAGAGCUGGUAAAACUCUUGUCAGCAUCGCAUGUCAACUACUCCCUCCAGAUUUUUCCAGAUGAAGGACACAACAUUGCCUCUGUCAAGAGCCGACACUACAUGAUGAACUCAGUGCUCAGCUUUUUCAGGCGUUGCUUUUGGCAGGAAGAGGUUGUCGUCUUGAAGAUGGUGAGAGAGGAUGACUAGUGUGUGUGUGAAUCUCUGCUGUGAGAUGGGGAACGUUUUGGGUGAAGUAUGGCACCUUCUGUAACCAUCCAGCAAUGAGCCAUCACCAGGAAACAUUCAUAGAAUGACUGUGGAACUGGAAAGUUAAUAGGUAACAGCACUAUUAGUGCUGUAACCUAAGGCUUCACUUGACUGUUUGUAAAACUUCAUCACGUACUUAGGUACAUUGUCAGGGAAUCAAAGAAACAUGUAUUUUUAAUUUCUGGAUACAAUCUUUGCUGACUGCUGUAACAUACUGUGAUCAUUUAUAUGUACUACAAACCGUUCAAAUACCAAAUUUGAUGCAAUCAUGUCACUAAAGAGUUUUUAAUGUAGGUGCCUUUACUGCAUUACAAUCAUCAGUGUUUUCCAGCCCAACAAUUAUCAACUAAACUAGAUCAUAAAGUCUGAACUCUAAUACAUUUAAACACAUGAUGUUUCUUAUGAUGCUUUAAUUCAGCAGUCAUUAGUGGUGGACACUGACCUAAAAACUAAAGUAUUUCGAAAGGAGAUAAUGUCAUACUGUAUGUGUUUUGCGUUUUUUUUUUUUUUUGCAUUUGCUCCAUUUCACACAAUGUUUGCCUCACACGAUUCCCACUGUGGCUUCCCUUCACCUCUUCCAGCCUGAGGAGACGUUUGUCUUGAAAACACAUCCAUGCUACUUCAUUAGCUCUGAUUAUCUAACAAAGUAAACAUUAUUUCAUUCAACUUUAAUAAUAAUAAUAAUAAUUACAAUAAUAAUAAUAACAAUUAUUAUUAUUAUUAUUAUUUAUUAUUAUUAUUUUAUUUUAUUUUUUUUAAUUAAUGUCUUCAUAUGCCUUUUUUUGUAAAGGUCCAUUCAUGGAGUAAAGGUUUUUAUGGAGACUUUUCAGUAAAUUACCAUGUGUAUUUUUUUUCUAAAUCUAUUUUUAUUAAUUACAACUUCUUUACUUUGGAUAAAAUAAUAAGAACAGCAUGAAUUUACUCUGGUAAAGGUUUAAGACCUUUUUAUAUACAUAUUUGUGAAAUACUGAAAUAUAUGGGGCACCGAAUCUAAAAAACUUUAACCAGAUUUAUCACAUUUAACUAAAUGACACAACAUUUUUUCUAACAUUUAGUUUGUGCAUAUAUAUAUAUAUAUAUAUAUAUAUAUA
This is a messenger RNA of Betta splendens (Siamese fighting fish), 3968 nucleotides long. Its product is annotated as inactive dipeptidyl peptidase 10-like. The record is from RefSeq and is a predicted model, not a curated record. Bases 430 to 2817 code for a protein of 795 amino acids. Gene Ontology annotation, biological process: proteolysis. The transcript is spliced from 26 exons. NCBI's taxonomy places the organism in Eukaryota, Metazoa, Chordata, Actinopteri, Anabantiformes, Osphronemidae. Gene Ontology annotation, molecular function: serine-type peptidase activity; dipeptidyl-peptidase activity.